Messenger RNA from Penicillium cinerascens, 3105 nucleotides. Its product is annotated as replication factor C subunit 1. NCBI's taxonomy places the organism in Eukaryota, Fungi, Ascomycota, Eurotiomycetes, Eurotiales, Aspergillaceae. Bases 1 to 3105 code for a protein of 1034 amino acids. Gene Ontology annotation, biological process: DNA replication; DNA repair. Gene Ontology annotation, molecular function: ATP binding; DNA clamp loader activity; DNA binding. Gene Ontology annotation, cellular component: nucleus; DNA replication factor C complex. The record is from RefSeq and is a predicted model, not a curated record. The transcript is spliced from 5 exons.
AUGCCUUCUGACAUCCGGAGCUUUUUCGGCGGCAAGCCCAGCCAAAGCGAUGAUGUGAAGCCUGCAAAGAAAGAAGACCCCUCUGCUGCGAGGAAGAAGCGCGGCAGGAAGGUUGUGGAGGACAGUGACGAAGAUGAGGAGGUCGCGCCUGCAAAGGCGCCUACUCCUAAAGCGAAGCCCAAGACCCAGUCAAAAGAGGAAGCCAAGGGCGAACCCACGACGACAUCGGACUACUUUGCAUCCAGCAAGAAGCGAGGUGCCAAAGCUGAACCCGCAAAGAGCAAGAACGCAGAUGAUGCUCCCGCAAAGUCAGCUCGAAGCGCCCCCCGAGCAUCCAAGAAAGCUACAGCCAUCGUUGAAGACGAAGGCCUCGGUGGAGAUGACAUCUUCGCGACCGAAUAUGGGAAGCGUGGCAAGGGGGAAGACGACUAUGUGGCAGUGGACAGCGAUGACGACGACGAUGACUUCGAGAUGCUUGAGGUUAAACCUGCUACUGCAGCAUCCAAAAAGUCCCAGAAGAAGCGAACAGCCCUCGAUGAUGAUGAUGAAGAAGACGAUGUGAUCAUGGAGGACCUACCUAAGCCUGCUCCCAAAACCACACGUCCUGGUCGCAAGCGCAAGUCAGAAGCUCUAAUUGACAAAGAUGAAGACGGAGAUUUCCAAGAGAACGCCAAGAAGCCCGCUCGACCUAAAGCAUCCCCAGCCGCCAAAAGGCAGAAGGCCUCGCCAAAGAAGAAGAAGGAACCUGCACCCGAAAACAAGGAGGUUCAGGAUAUCUUCGACAGCAUUCCCUUGGUUAGACCGCCAUCACCUCUAGCCCCCAGCGGGGAGAACAAGAAGUUUCCGUUCGGAGGUGCACGAUCUCGUACUCCUCCAGUUUCGGGAACCAAGGACAUUCCUCAAGGCGCAGAGAACUGUCUGGCAGGCCUGACGUUUGUCUUCACUGGCGUGCUUGAGACACUGGGCCGUGAGGAGGGCCAGGAGCUUGUCAAACGAUAUGGUGGCAAGUGCACUGGUGCCCCCAGCUCUAAGACGAACUAUGUUGUCCUUGGCAGUGAUGCUGGCCCAAAAAAACUUGAAACCAUUGCAAAGAACAACCUGAAGACAAUUAAUGAGGAUGGCCUUUUCGAGUUGAUUCGACGCAUGCCUGCCAAUGGUGGCUCAGGACAAGCGGCAGAAAAAUACCAGGAAAAGAUGAAGGCUGAAGAGGAGAAGGUCCGCAAGAUGGCAGCAGAAAUCGAUGCCGAGGAGAAGAGAAAAGCAGAGGAAAAGCAGAAACAGGCUGCUCGGGUGAACAAAGCCUCUGCUAACGAUUCUACUCCGCCUGCUUCCCAAAGUUCUCAAGCCGCGCCUGUCGAUGAUCAGCUCUGGACUACCAAAUACGCACCGACCUCCUACUCCAUGAUUUGUGGCAACAAGUCCAACGUGGAGAAGCUUCAAACAUGGCUGCGCAAUUGGGAUAGAAAUUCCAAACUCAAGUUUAAGGUCGGUGGCAAAGAUGGAUCAGGACAGUACCGCGCGGUCAUGAUCCACGGUCCUCCGGGCAUAGGCAAGACUACGGCCGCGCACUUGGUGGCUAAAAUGGAAGGAUACGAUGUUGUGGAGACCAACGCCAGUGAUACGCGAAGCAAGAAGCUCGUUGAGAACAGCACACUCGGUGUUCUUGAUACGACAUCUUUGCAAGGAUACUUCGCCGGGGAUGGCAAGAAAGUCGACAGUAGCAAAAGGAAAUUGGUCCUGAUCAUGGAUGAGGUCGAUGGCAUGUCAGCCGGUGACCGCGGUGGAGUUGGAGCAGUUGCAGCCAUUGCCAAGAAGACCAAUAUCCCACUGAUCCUCAUUUGCAACGAGCGACGACUACCGAAGAUGAAGCCAUUUGACCACAUUACCUUCGAUAUUCCCUUCAGGCGCCCAACCGUCGAACAGAUUCGAGCUAGACUGACCACAAUCUGCUUCCGCGAGAAACUCAAGAUCCCGCCGCCUGUCUUGGAUAGCCUCAUUGAGGGCACACAUGCCGACAUCCGACAAGUCAUUAACAUGCUGUCUGCUGCCAAGCUAGGUCAGGGCAAUCUUGAUUACGACAAGGGCAAGCAGAUGUCCAAGGCGUGGGAGAAGCACAUUAUCCUGAAGCCUUGGGAUAUUGUCAGCAAGAUUCUCAGUGCACAGAUGUUCGCGCCAAGCUCCAAUUCGACCUUGAACGACAAGAUCGAGCUUUACUUCAACGAUCACGAAUUCAGCUACUUGAUGCUCCAAGAAAACUACCUGAGAACCAAGCCUACUCUGGCAUCAUCCAAGAGUGGCAGAGAGUUGAAACUGAAGCAGCUUGAGCUGGCAGACAAUGCGGCCGAGAGUAUCAGCGACGGCGACCUUGUCGACCGCAUGAUCCACGGUACGCAGCAGCAGUGGAGUCUCAUGCCCACGCACGCAGCCUUCAGCUUUGUGCGGCCAGCUAGUUUCCAAUAUGGAAACAUGGGCGAGAGGCCUCAAUUCACCAGCUGGCUCGGCCAAAACAGCAAAUUGUCCCGUUUCGUCAAGGAGAUCCAAGGCCACAUGCGCCUUCGUACUUCGGGCAGUCGUGAUGAAAUCCGCCAGCAGUACAUGCCUUAUGUCUGGGAUAAAUCAGUCCAACGCCUCAUGAACGAAGGCAAGGAGAGCGUGGAAGAUGUCAUCGAUUUCAUGGACUCCUAUUUCCUGACUCGUGAUGACUUUGACGCAGUUAUGGAGCUUGGGUUGGGACCCAUGGACCAGUCCAACGUCAAAAUCGACACGCAGACCAAGGCCACGUUCACGCGUGUCUAUAACCAGCGCUCACACCCGCUCCCAUUCAUGAAAGCCAGCCAAGUAGUGGCGCCGAAGGCAGCACCCAAGGAAAAGCCCGACAUUGAAGAUGCCAUUGAAGAAUCUGAUGAAGAGGAGGUUGUGGAGGAGGCCAAGGAAGAUGAUGAGGAGUUGGACUUGAAGAAGGACAAAUACGUCAGCCAGCCGAAGAAGAAGCCGGCUGGUAAGGGCAAGAAGACCAAAAAGGCGUCGGCUGAAGACGAUUUCGUCGACGACAGCGAGGAGAAGCCGAAGAAGGGCCGCAAGGGCAAGGCUAAGGCUAAGGCUUAG